CGACUUUUUUCUUAAGUACAGGGCUCCAGACAUCUUCAAGUUAAUAUGCAGUUUAUAAUUUGUUCCCAGACUCUUGCUAAAGUAGACGCCUUUCAAUUUAUCAUCGUCCCAGAACGCAUAGCGCCUAUUAAGUACCCAUAUCCUACCCUCUAUCAUCGGCUAGCUUGAGCUUCAUUUUUAUCUCCAUCGUUGUUUGUUUUUAUGGUUCCCCUUAAUAGUGGCACCUGGUUUUACUGUUGACGCGCAAGCGACAGCCAAAUAAUGGUGAACUUGAAUCUGAAGGGCGUCUUUCGGCGUCUGCACGAAGAGCGGUCGUCCGCUUCACCCGGCCCCGCCGCGGAUGCUUCAACGUCGAAUAAUGUGUCCGCUGAAAAUAAUCCCACUAGCUCUACGUCCGUCAUUAAUAACGAAGUAAAUAAUGCGUUGAAACGUCAGGAAAAUCUUCUAGCCCCUGGCCUUGUAGAGCCAGCGGCUGAAGAAUCUUCAGAAGGAGCAUUACCGCGACCGCCUUCCGCGUCGACUUUCGCACCGAGUGACACGAACCUCGACCACCCAGCUGUAGCUCCCGAGAACUACGAGUGCGGUACCGAGCCGGGCGCUCUCGUUUAUUUUCACGGACUGGUUAAGCGUCCGGACCUCAACGGCCAUGUUGGCAUAAUAUGUAGUGAGGUCACCGAACGGUUCUAACCAGGGAGUUUUUUUGACAGCCAGACAGCAAAACGGCCGUCAGUUUUCAAGCGGGCGGAAGCGUUUUUUGACAAAAAAGAUUCUCAAUUAUCAAGCGGGCAGAGCGUUGCUGGCAAACAAGCCCGGUCGAAAACUAUCGAUUCGCACUUGAUAAAACGACGCAGGGGAGCCGGCAAAAGGGGCGCCCUUCUGAGGCGCCCGCCGCCUUGGUUUCUGGCGAUUUGGGGCGCCCAAAAAGGGGCGCGCAAAAAACGCGCCCAAAAUCAGAACAGCAAAACAGCAUGGCACGGCCGCGAUUUCGGAGCAUUUUGGGCGGCCGCGAAAGCGGCCGCCUUUUCGCCGGUUUUAGAGCCGGGGAAGCUUUGCAAAAAGCGCCGGCGGGAAAAAUAAAAACGCGAAAAAUAAAAAGCGCUCCAGACGCGCAAAGCCAAUCCGCAUGCUAUGGGCCCGGUUUUUCUUCGCUUUUUGGGCGCCCCCCUUGGCACCCGGAUCGGCCCCAUAGCAUCGGGGUUGGCUUUCGGAAAGGAAUUUUGGAAAUGUUCCAAAAUUUGUGACGUUUCCCAAGUGGCCGCAAUACCGUGCGGCAUAACGUUACUCACGGCGGUAUGGCGAGCCCAGAAAUAGCAAAGCCGCGGCCAAGGCGGCGGUCGGCAAAAAAACGCCCACGACCUCACUACCCCCGCCCCGGCGGCUAUCUUUCGUAUCCUCGGAACGACCACGAGACGCUGAGCGCAUUGCGGUGCAGCUCUAUCCGGAACGCGCCAUGCAGCGGCUGGUGAAGCCUCUGAAUUUUCUGGGUGGCGGCAGAGCUUCUUCUGUUGUUUGUGCAGAAGAUGUAAUGAUGAACCAAAGCGGUCGAGCCCACGAUCUUUCGGAUUCAGAGAACGAGGUGGAUGUUGAAACUGAUCCAGCACAGCUGCAUGUGCUUGCAGAAAGUGAACCCCUUGCGGGCGGUACAGAACAGCAGACCAUAGCGGUAAAGCGAAGCAAUGUGGUGCCACUGCGAUGGGCCACCCGCAUCGCAAAGCGGAAAAAACUGCCGCUCGGCUUCCAGCGUGCAAAGCUGUCCCGACUUCUUUUCCAACGGAACGACUGUUUCACUCGCCACGCGACACUGGACUUUGGCUGCCAGCAUCACGCUGGUGCAAAUUGCCCCGCGUCUUUUGCCCAAGUGGUCCUUUUGCUAGAACGUCGAUUUUCAGAGCCUCUAGCGCUUCAAAUUGGUUCGUUUCUGCUUGUGAGUCGAAGGGGACGGAAAAAGAUUCUGCACGAAAUUACAAAUGACGCCACCAAAGUAGACGCUUGCUCACAACAGAUCGCAAUGUGCCCAGGACCAGAACAAAUGAGAGACCGCAAGAACGCCAACACUUCCUGCCGCAGCGACGCGGAAGUGAAUGACGGAGCAACAAGGGGCUAUCGUUAUCGAAGCGACAAUGGACAUGGAGGCUACCACCCGAGCAGUGAAAGACGAACAAAUUAUGCAAAUGGCGAUUACAAGCUGCGGAAAAAUAAAAUCACACAGCUGUGGUCGACAACCGAUGUGCAUGCAUCGAGCCACCGCGGUGACUUUCCAUUGGAGGAGGUGCUGCAUCAGCAUGCGCGCACCUGGUUUAUCUCUGACCAGACCCUAAUGCACACCGGCCCCGUUUGCUUACUCUUUCACUUCGUUCAGCGCAGCUGUGCCGUCGUGGCUACAGGAGCGACUGGCUCAGUCCACGACCAACCAGAGCAACUGCUAGACGAAGCUGUCACACCUCCUGGGGCUGAACAGGAACAUGCUGUAAGUACAGACAUAGCGGAUGUUUGCCGCAUUCGAUUUGUUGCAUUGAAAAUUCCGCCUAUGCCGAUGGGACCGCUUAGUGUGCGCAAGUUCUACUUACGCGCUGCACGCAGAAAAGAUCCAUCAGAAGACAAUCACCGGGACGUUGUUUCGAAAAAGCUAGCCGGUACUGCAGAAAACGAAAAUACUAAAGGCGCCAAGACCACUAUGCUUCCAAAUGGAGUUGGAGUGGCUGCUACACCUUCAACUACUACUGGGAGGAGCGACCCCGAUUGUCUUACAGUCAGAGACAUUGAUGUGGGAGAAAAUCUUGCAGGGGAACCGGAGACGAGAACGUUUUCUGAUCAAUUUAUAGUUAACGAAGAGGAUCCAGCGCUUUCGUCACGGUUUGUCCAGUUUCAACACCGUUGCGACAACUUGCUAGGUGCUGACACAGCAACCGAUGCGAAUUCCACUGGUGCGAAGGAAAAGCGACAAGAAUGGGAGUGGGUGCGCUAUCCCCCGGCGGACAAUACCUUUUUCACAACUCAGGAUGUGGCCGCCACACAGUUUUUUGCGCUUUCGCCGGCAAUCGACACUGCAUGUAUUCAACUUAUUCUGGAAUCAAAUGCCGCAGAGAGUAACCAAAUGCCUAUUGGGCUCUACUACGUCACAUUCGGAUAGAAAUGUACGCGCUAGCAACAACAAUCAAAAGUACUUCCAUGGAAGUUGUUAUCUCAUAUUUCAGAAAUCAAAAGCAAAAUGCUCAGGAAACGUCGUGGAGCAUCGGAUGAGAUUUAAGGAUGAAUGCG
Messenger RNA from Amoebophrya sp. A120, 3258 nucleotides. NCBI's taxonomy places the organism in Eukaryota, Dinophyceae, Syndiniales, Amoebophryaceae. The record is from the annotation of a GenBank genome assembly.